Messenger RNA from Schizosaccharomyces osmophilus, 2604 nucleotides. It is a transcript of the gene chs1, whose product is annotated as chitin synthase I. Gene Ontology annotation, molecular function: chitin synthase activity. The transcript is spliced from 2 exons. Lineage: Eukaryota; Fungi; Ascomycota; Schizosaccharomycetes; Schizosaccharomycetales; Schizosaccharomycetaceae. Gene Ontology annotation, cellular component: cell periphery; cell septum. Bases 1 to 2604 code for a protein of 867 amino acids. The record is from RefSeq and is a predicted model, not a curated record.
AUGAGCCGAUGGAUCCGACGACCUCUUCCACGCCCAGCUGAUGAAGAAGAAGUAGCAGGUCUCACUACAGAACCGCAAAAUCGUGGUAGUCUAUUGACGGUUCCGACUCUUAAUUAUCAAAGUUCAAAUGGAUCUAACUCUCAAGGGUCUGAAACGGACGAAGAUGAGAAAGAGUUCAGACAUCUUAUCGUUUCCUCAGAUGCUCCCUCCAUAGAUGAUUUCAUUAUUGAUGACUAUAUAACAGGAGAAGGAAAAGAUGCAUCUGUUCCUUUUGAAGGGUAUACCGCGCAACCGAAUCCCAUUAGUUCGCAUGACCGGAAUAUACCAAGUCAAAAAAAACUCGCACGGCAACAAUCAAAUCAUGGAGCUCGUUUAAAGCGAAAAAAGACACUUCAAAGAGUUGAACUCUUCCGGGGAAAUUUAGUGUUGGAUUGUCCUGUUCCCAAGAAGCUCAUUGCUAGUCUGCCUCAGCAGCAAGAUCGGGAAUUUACCUACGUUCGUUACACAGCUGCUACUUGUGAGCCUCAAGACUUUGUCAAAAAUUUAUUUACACUGCGACAACCAUUGUUUGCUCAACCUCGAAAGACAGAGAUUUGCAUUGCCAUUACUAUCUACAAUGAAGACGAAAUUUUAUUUGCACGCACGAUGCAUAGCAUCAUGAAGAACAUUUCUUAUCUCUGUUCUAAAAGAAGCUCUCCUGUAUGGGGAGUAGACGCAUGGAAAAAGGUAGUCGUAUGCAUUAUUGCCGAUGGCCGAACCAAAAUACAUCCAAAGACUUUAGCUUACUUGGCUUCCAUUGGCGUUUAUCAAGACGGCAUUGCCAAAAACAAAGUCAAUGAAAAGGAAGUCACCGCCCAUAUAUACGAGUAUACGACUCAAUUAUCCAUCGAUCCUAAUCUGAAAUUCAAGGGCUCUGAAAAAGGUAUAGUCCCAGUACAGAUUGUUUUCUGUUUAAAGGAACAAAAUAAGCAGAAAAUUAACUCUCAUCGUUGGUUUUUUCAAGCACUUUGCCCUGUCCUGCAGCCAACUGUUUGUAUAUUGCUGGAUGCUGGAACACGGCCAGGGGAUCAGUCGAUUUACCAUCUUUGGAAAUCAUUUGAUAUAAACCCAAGAGUUGCCGGUGCAUGUGGUGAAAUCGUCGCAAUGAAGGGAAAAUAUGGAUCUGGCUUGUUUAAUCCGUUAGUUGCUAUCCAAAACUUUGAAUACAAAAUGAGCAAUUUACUAGAUAAGCCUUUGGAAAGUAUUUUUGGUUUUAUUUCUGUACUACCAGGAGCCUUUAGUGCUUACCGGUAUGAAGCUCUCAUAAACGACGAUAACGGCAACGGCCCGUUGGAAAGUUAUUUUCGAGGAGAGUUACAAGAUGGUGAAUGCUCAGGAAUAUUUGAAGCAAAUAUGUUUUUAGCGAAAGAUCGCAUUCUUUGUUUUGAAUUAGUAUCCAAGCAUAAUGAAGCUUGGAUAUUGCAUUAUGUCAAGUCUGCAUUUGCCGAUACAGAUGUCCCCGAUCGUGUACCCGAAUUCAUUUUACAGAGAAGACGUUGGUUGAACGGAAGCUUUUUUGCAGCCCUUCAUUCCAUUGUUCAUUAUUAUCGGAUUUUUCAAAGCACUCACACUUUUGGUCGAAAACUUUUGUUAAUAGUUGAAUUUUUCUAUCUGUUUCUACACAUGUUGUAUUCAUGGUUUAAUGUUGGUAACUUCUUUAUCAUCUUUUAUGUCCUGACGUCCAGCGUCGCCCCAAAAGAAGCAAAAUUUCCUCCAGGUGCUGUACUUGCAAAAGUAGUAAACUGGAUUUAUGGGGCUUUAUUGAUUCCUUGUUUUAUCUUGGCAUUGGGAAAUCGCCCGCAUGGUUCUAAAAUCUUUUAUACUACAAUGAUAGUUCUGUAUACUUUGUUAAUGUGUUACCUCUUGUUCUGUUCCGCUUGGAUCGCGUAUCGUGGAAUUGUCCAUGCGAUGGAUGUCGCAAAAGACCAAAAUUAUUCCAUUGGAUAUGCUUUAGCCAACAACUCGAUUUUUAUAAACAUAGUGGUGUCACUAACUAUUACAUAUGGAAUGUAUGCAAUUAUUUCUGUAAUUUCUUGCGAUCCUUGGCAUAUGCUGACAUCUUUUUUUCAAUACCUGCUUCUGUCGCCAAUAUAUACCAACCUAUUAAGUGUUUACGCAAUUUGUAACACACACGAUGUAUCCUGGGGCACUAAAGGAGACCAUACUGCCUCAAACGAUUUGGGUAUUGCCAAAAAGGAUCAUAGAGGAACUGCUGUUGAAAUUGCCAUACCCACGAACGAAUCUGAUAUUGAUGACAAUUACGAAAAAGCUGUUCGUUUACUAGCAAGUCCAAUUGACAAAACACUCUUGUGUACAGAUGUGUCAAUAAAAAGACAAGAUUUCUAUAAAAACUUCAGAACGGUUGUUGUGUUGGCUUGGAUUUAUUCCAACCUUGCGCUAGUUGCGGUCGUCAUAAACUUGAAUCAGACAAAUGGAAUUUCAAUUUCUGAAAAUAAAACAAGCUAUUACUUAGCUUUUCUUUUUUGGAGCGUUGUUGCAUUUUCUGCGGUCCGUUUUGUAGGAUGUAUAGUGUAUUUAUUUUUACGAAUUGUUACAGGGGAGUAG